AUGGAAGAGGUGAAUGGUAGCGAGGACGACAACAACAUCAACGACGAUAUAAUAGAUGAUGAUUAUGAUUCCUAUGAUGAAUUAUUUACACAACAUCUCGCGAACGAAGAGGUAGUGCGAAAUACGACCAAAGUCCAAACACCCUGGCGGGUGCAAUCACCCAAAGGAAGCACAAGUGUUGCGCGUAAAUCUACCAACACAGGCAAACGCUUCGUCCUACCAAUGGUCUCUGAUCAUAAAAGUAACGACUCCUCAUCAACCCCUCCUCAGGCCCAUAGGCUGCCUUGGGCGCAGCAGUAUUCCCCUAUGAAUCUAGAUGAGUUGGCGGUCCAUAAAAGAAAGGUCUCAGAUGUGCAAAGCUGGCUUCGCAACGCCUUUACAGGAUCUAGGGAACACAAACUACUUGUCCUCCGAGGUCCUGCGGGGAGCGGGAAAACAACUACAAUAAACAUAUUGUCCCAGACGCUAGGGUUUGAUAUACUCGAGUGGAGGAACCCUCCAGUCUCAGAGUUCGCUACAAAAGCAUAUGUAUCCGUUGCUGCUCAAUUUGAAGAAUUCCUAGGCCGCGGUGAUCAGUUUAGAAAGCUUGAUUUAGACGAGCUCACUGACUUUUCACAAGACUCUAAUCGCUAUGCUCACCAGAGGAUCAUUUUGAUUGAAGAGUUCCCAACUCUCUUACAUCGAGGCUCCUCUAGUUUGGCUGCAUUCAGGCUAUCUUUACAGCGAUAUCUUGCUAUGGAAGCUACAUUAUCCUCUCACAGAUUUAAUAAGAGUGGGGUCAAGGCCCAAGCCAGCUCUCCUAUUGUGAUUAUAGUGUCAGAAACCCAUCUCACAUCGGGGUUCUCGUCGGAAAGUUUAACAGUUCACCGGCUACUCGGGCCGGUACUUUUAAAUCACCCCGGCACAACCAUUGUUGAUUUCAACAGUAUCGCUCCAACUUUCAUGUAUAAAGCCAUGAAAUUGAUUUUGGAAAAGGAAGCACGCGAUUCCAGGCGCAAUAAGGACCCAGGCCCUGCCAUAUUGCAAAGCAUUGCUAGAUCAGGGGAUAUUCGAAGUGCAAUCGCCGCCCUAGAAUUUCUCUGCCUUGAUGUUGGGCGUUGGGGAAUUCCUGCUACAAGGGCAAAGAAAUCGUCUCGCAAUAACGUUAUCCUUACAUCCGCGGAGAAGGAGACACUGAAGCUAGUAACCCAAAGGGAGGGUAGCCUAGGAAUAUUUCAUGCUGUCGGGAAGGUUGUGUACAACAAGAGAGACGAUCCGGGUGUCGCAACCGAAGGCCCUAUACUACCAUCGCCUCCAGAGCAUAUGCGACAUCAUGACAGGCCGAAAGUGUCCCAGGUCCCUGUUAAUGAGCUCGUGGAUGAGACAGGGACUGAUAUCCAAACUUUCAUUAGUGCCCUGCAUGAAAAUUACGUACCAUCUUGCGAUGGUCCAUCAUUCGUGGAUUGUGUAGAUGCAUGUAUAGUCGCUCUAUCAGACAGUGAUAUGUUAUGUGUCGAUCACAAAGGUCCGUAUGGGAGUCAUACAAAUAGGAGCAGUGCCGGUGUUGAUGUCAUGCGGCAGGAAGACAUAAGUUACCAAGUUGCGGCUCGUGGCUUACUGUUUUCUCUUCCUUACCCAGUGAAAAGACGUAUAGCGACGUCAACUUAUGAAAACCGACCGAGCGAUACCCAUAAAUUGCUCUUUCCAAGCACGUUGCGGCUGAUGCAGGAAGCAGAGGAGAUUGGAGGCCUUACGAAUGUCUGGGUGAAAAAGCUGCUGAAUUCACUCCGCGGGACAUCGUCAGGCCCAGAUCCUGGCCUGUCCGCGUCGUUGUUUACAAGAUGCAAGCCAGAUCGUGUAGAAGAUUACCGCAAUGAUCAAGCGGGAAUUGUGACCAUGGUACCCCGUCAAGAUCUCAUUCAUCGUGGUGAUGUCGAGAUCGCCCAGCUUCGAAGGAUUACUGGAUUCCAUGGAGCUGGGUGCCCACACAAUUGCUUGGGAAAUAACCCUAAUGGAAAACGUCUAGGUAUGGCUUCUGCCAGCCACGAUACCUCUCAAACACUAUACUCAACAGAUCUCAAAAGAAACACUUUUGGGCCCCAGCUGCCACCUAGUUACGAGCAAGAGGACGAGCUGCUUAUCUUGAGCGAUGAUGAUAUUGUUGAUGAUCGUUUGACAGAGCGUGUUGAACCAAAGGAGCCACAUGCGAGCCUAGGUAGCAUAACCACUGCAGCGGUUUAUACUGCCCUUCCCGGCUGGACAACUAUAGCUUUGAUGAUCUCACUGAUUUUCGGUGGUUGCUGUGCCAAUUACAGGUCUUUGCCCUGGAAGCCAUUAUUAACUUUCUUUGUGACCGUCAACCUUCUAAACAACUGGGCUUUUGCAUACAAGAUCUCUGUCCCAUUACACAUUAUCUUAAGAUCCGGGGGCCCCGUCGCUUCCAUGAUCGUUGGGUAUGCAUUCAAUGCUAAGAAGUACUCACACGGACAAAUCUUUGCGGUAGCUAUGCUUACCAUAGGCGUCAUCGCUGCAGCGUUGGCUGAUGCUCGUACGAAAGGUGAAUCCGUAAGCGUCGGGUAUCACCAAAACGAUUCCACUAUGGCUAGUACACUGAUUGGGUUCAGUAUCCUUGCCCUAGCAAUGGUACUCUCGGCUUUCCAAGGGAUUUACGCGGAUCGACUCUAUGAGUCUUAUGGCAGAAACCAUUGGAGGGAGGCUCUCUUCUAUUCGCACGCUCUCUCUCUGCCCCUCUUCUUACCAACCUACACGCCCCUUUUGGCUCAAUGGCGAGCGUUGUUGUCUUCGCCUUCGUUACUCUCUGGAGUUUCUGCUAUUGCUGCAAGGAAAGGGUCCGUCCCAAAUCAUUCCCUACUACUCGGCACUGGCUUAGCUACUGCGUCAAGAACGGCUUUUGUGAAAUCUAUACCCAUGCCAAUCAUCAACACCACCACUCACCUGCUGGCAGAGCUUGAGCGCUUCAAAUCCUUUCAACUCAUCUUGACUUGUAUUCCAAUACAGGUUUUCUAUCUUCUAAUGAAUGCUCUUACACAAUAUCUGUGCAUUCGUGGGGUUCAUCUUCUUUCUGCGAAAUCAUCCUCACUGACAGUAACUAUUGUGCUCAACGUUCGCAAGCUCAUCUCACUGUUGCUAUCCAUCUACCUAUUCGGAAAUGAUCUUGCGCCAGGUGUGCUUAUGGGUGCUCUAUUCGUGUUCGUGGGAGGUGCUUUGUAUGGCUUUGAGGGCGCACGAUUGAGGAAAACAUAUAAAACAUCUAAGAAAGACUGA
Aspergillus caelatus is the source of this 3264-nucleotide messenger RNA. RefSeq names its product putative cell cycle checkpoint protein Rad17. Bases 1 to 3264 code for a protein of 1087 amino acids. Lineage: Eukaryota; Fungi; Ascomycota; Eurotiomycetes; Eurotiales; Aspergillaceae. Gene Ontology annotation, biological process: DNA damage checkpoint signaling; DNA repair; transmembrane transport. The record is from RefSeq and is a predicted model, not a curated record. Gene Ontology annotation, molecular function: chromatin binding. The transcript is spliced from 6 exons.